GGGCAAGUGUUCUAUGAUCCAAGACAAGAAGCAUAAAAAUAUAUAAGUUUCUUGAUCACAGAUAUUGAUCUGGUACUAUGGUGUUUUUAAUAUCUUUGUGUGCUUUUGAUAUACUUACUAUGCCCUUAAAGGCCUUACACUCACGCCGAAAAGCCCCGAGAACACCCGAGAUAAGACACGAGAAUGGGAUAUGCUUUAUGUUUCUCGUCUUCUCAUUCCUUUAUAUUGCUUUUUGCCAAGAAAGCUCGGCGAGACUUCUCGGUUUGAGUCUGUACCGCCUGUAAAAGCAUAGAGAAAAAAAUUUUUUAGAUCAUAGAUUUUAUGAAAAUUAGAGGAAAAUUUUAAGGAAAUCAUAAAUGGUGGACAUUACACACAUACUGUACAAUUUAUCAUUUUUUAUUUACUGUAUCGUUAGACGCAUUCAAUGUUAUGUUUAACGGUGUUACUAAUUAUAUUGAAUAUAGUAAUCAUUGAACCAUCUAAUGUGGGUAGUACGAUAUUUUAUAACAGACGGGGGAAAACAGAAUGUUGGACUGAGGAUGAACUGAUGAAACUGAGUGCUCGUAAACUAUUCCAAGGAAUUAUCCCUCCACAAGUUACACCGGAUAAGGUUAACGAUAAAUUCAUUAAAGAAACCCUACGAUAUUAUAAAGGAGCUGUGCGUAUAAGUAAGCAGUCAGUGUCAGACGAUCAGUUGAGAGACUUACUGAAGCAGGCUUUGUUUGAUGCCAUUGGUGGACAUCUACGUAGUGAAAUGCUUCCUACUGUACGCUUCGCUUAUUACGCUGGAUACGUGUCGUAUAAACAUGUCAGACAAAUUCAUGACUUUUAUGAAUCUUCGAAGACCAUUCUUAACACUAAGGGCUUGGGUUGGAGAGAGCCGGAAAAGGUACCACGGUGGUCAAACAUGACUGUCGCUAAAGUUCUCAUCGGUUCUGGGAAACUAUUGGACCCUUGCGCGUAUUUGAUAACUAAACGAGAUUCUAAUUCUUGCAUUAACAUACCGACACCCAAACUCGAUGACCAUAAUGAACCAUCGGCAAUCGCUCUUCCAUUCAACGUCGGUGGCCUAGUCAGUUUGACUUCACCGCAUUCUGAGAACAUCCUAUUAAAAUAUUACACGUCUGCUACAAGGUGUAUACUUCGCAGUUCCCCACAAAAGUGCCGACAUCCUGAUUUUGUUAAUUUCAACAACGAAUUAUGGCACUGGAUGAAGAGAGACAUCGCUCCGCAUCUCUUAGAUGAAAAACUAUACGCUGCAUUUGGUGGCGUAUUGAGAGUAGCUGCUGCCGUUCAAAGUUACGGCAAAGGGUUGUCGCGAAGGAAUCUCUUCGAAUAUCAAGAUUCAGGAAUAUCAAAAUGGCAUCCGUGGAGAGCUUUAUCAGAGUCUUACAUCACCGUCAAUGCCGAUUGGACACCUACGCUCUACGUAGGUAUGGUUCUCAUGGCGGCUCUGCUGAUAUGUAUGCUUCAAGUUUGUUACAAUUAUAUAUUCGGAAGUGAUAAGUGGUGUCAGUGCACAGGUCGUACGAAGAGAAGUCGUCAAGAGGAAGUAACUUACGCAACAGUCGACACUACAUUCCCGUCUAUGCUGCAGACUAAAUACAGCAACGACAAUGAUGGCAAGCGCUACAAAAGAUCUAGAACUAAAACAAAGUCUUCGCACGGCUCCGUAAAGACUCAAUGCGUUUACGACUUCAAUGAAAAUACAGAGAAAUUGAUGGAGAUCAUAAUGAGCGGCAACGAGGGCUCAGAGACUGAUUCGCCACCACUUUCGAAGCGAAUAGUGAGUGACGAGCCUUUUAUUGAAAGUAGAACUGAGAAAUCUAAACAUCACAAGAAUGUACCGGAACUGCAAACGUCAAUAUCUCAGUUGAGGAUAGAAAAGAAACCUCAGCACGAGAAGAGUUCGACAAGGAUGUACACGACGAGUACCGUCAGUCAUUCGGAUAGGACUUAUCUAGAUCGACAUGCUAGCGAGUCUAUGUGGACUGGUUCUGCGAGCACGUCGUCAGACCGUACCGCGACUUCGGAAUAUUCCAAGACGCCGAGUCGAAAGUCGCGUAGUUCCCGUGAUCUGGCUUGGGCUCGUCGCGUGGUCACCAAACACGCCGCUGCCGCCCAAAACAAUAUCCCAUCUACCACCACUACGGACUUUGACAUCAAUUCCUUUACAACACCGCCUUCGCGUAGGUAACUUUUUUUUAUUAGUGAUUAAUUUACAUAAGCAUUUUAUUAAUUUUAUUGUAUAAGACAUGUUGAUUGUUUAAGAUUUAUUUAAGUUUUGUAAGCAAUAAAUUAAUAUUUAUUAAUAUAAAAAACCUGUUUUCAUUUUGCAUUUAUAGGACUGUGCAAUACAAAAGGCAACAAAAUAUAAUAAAACAUACUUAGAUUCUCGAUAAACGUUUAUUUUACAUUUCCAUAAAUAAUCAUUUUACAACAAAAUAUUUAUCGACUAAUUAAAGGUGGAAACAAAUUUAUGCUUCGUCACAUGUUAUUUCAUACAUUAGAAUGAAACGGAUAUAUUUCUGUCACGUCAUAAUAACACAAUACGACAAAAAAUGUGUUUCCGCCUUUUUAUAUAGAUGCACGCUCUUCUUUUAUAUACACGCUCUGUAAUCUGCCCCCUAAUUGUCUAAUUUUAAAUCUAUUGCAAUCG
This is a messenger RNA of Diatraea saccharalis (sugarcane borer), 2659 nucleotides long. The record is from the annotation of a GenBank genome assembly. NCBI's taxonomy places the organism in Eukaryota, Metazoa, Arthropoda, Insecta, Lepidoptera, Crambidae.